This is a messenger RNA of Vitis riparia (riverbank grape), 634 nucleotides long. RefSeq names its product glycine-rich protein 5-like. The transcript has a single exon. The record is from RefSeq and is a predicted model, not a curated record. The coding region runs from base 59 to 436 and encodes 125 amino acids. Lineage: Eukaryota; Viridiplantae; Streptophyta; Magnoliopsida; Vitales; Vitaceae.
GAGUAAACACUCAAAAAGAAGCAUUAGAGCUUGAGUUAGUGAGUGAGAAAAGAGAGAGAUGGCAAAGUGGUUUAUCAUGGCAGUGCUUGCCGUAGCAGUGGUUCACACCACUGCAAGGACUGUGCCUAGUGAUGCUGGUCUCGAUGACCAAAAGAACAUCGUCGGCUUUGGCGGGCUCGGUGGCUUCGGCGGAGUCGGUGGUGUUGCAGGAGUAGGUGGUUCUGGACUGCCAUUUGGUGGACUAGGUGGAGUCAGCGGACUUGGCGGAGGAAUCGGUAGUGCAGGUGGACUGAGUGGGACAGGAGGGCUCGGCAGCUUGGGUGGCUUGGGUGGCACCGGUGGUCUCGGAACCCUAGGCGGCAUAGGCAGUGGAGUGGGCACCGGUGGUGUACUCGGUGGUCCUGGUGGUGGCGCUGGUUCUCUUCCUUUCCCUUGAAUUUGUCGUGAUCAUGGUUCUCAUUUUAGGUUUAAGUUUAACUUCUACCAGUAAGGGUUAUGGAGUUGAGUGUGUCGUGUGUGUAAGGUGGUUCAUGUUUUUAGUUUCUUAUUGUUCUUCAUGUCUUUGCUUCAGAUUCCGUUGUCAUGUUCCUUUAGUGGAGAUUUAAUAUAACCUUUUUUUGUUGUGUUUUUUCAA